AUCUCUCUGCUCUUUUAUCACUGCAACUUCUGGUCUCCUGUUUUACAUUGCAAUAAACUCACAUCGACUACCGGCCUAACCCCUAACGUUCCGUGCCCGACGAAUCCACGCGUUUGUUCUGGCCCUGUCUGUCGCCGUCUACCCGCACGCGCGCCCUUGAACCACCAAGAGCAAGACUUGUCUGUCUUUCUUCUCCUUCUGCCGCCUACCCUUUCGACUUUUUACUCCUUCAACACGCCACCCAUCGUGAUUGAUUCCAUCGUCCACAAUACUCAAGGCGAAAGAGGAGAAGAGAAUAUUUGAGAGUGAAAGAAAAAAAAAAUUUUUUCACACGAAAAGCUCAUAGAUUGUUUGCCCGUCGAUUCCCUAUCGAUUCGAGCGAGGCUAAGGGUCAGGAAGAAAAGGAUCUCCAACCCCGACUUUUUUUUCUCUCUGUUAACUGCUAUUGCACUCCUACAACUGCUUACUAUCGUCGUUCAUCACACGUCUUCGGCGCAGGAUUCGAUUGUGUCUCGAUCGGAUUACCUCUUGGUUCUCACCCCAUCUCGUGUCUGUCCAUUGCAGAGAAAAAAAAAAUUGAUUCGGGCUGGUUGAGGACUUGAGAAUUCUAACUUUGCCAUUACUAUCUUGUCUCUCUUUUUAAAAUCUAUCGAACGGAGCCAAAGUUCUUGUUAUCGAGGCAGGCCUACUGGCCUAUCUUUGCCGACGUUUUUGAUCCAGCUGUUGCUCGCUUUUCGACUCCACAUUUAUCUGGGAGGCUUUAUUUCUUCUUUUCUGCCGAGUCUCGAUUUUUAGAUUGGUCGAGCGACAUUUUCUUACUUCGUCGUUUCUCUCCUCCUCCUCUCCCCUUCCCCACCUAAUUUCUCUCAUCACCGUACGUCAUGGCUGAUCAAGACGUGGAUUUGGAUUCUAUCAUUGAUAGAUUGUUGGAAGUGAGGGGCAGUCGGCCUGGAAAACAAGUGCAGUUGCUGGAGUCUGAGAUCCGUCAUUUGUGUACCAAGGCUCGGGAAAUUUUCAUUUCACAACCCAUUUUGCUCGAGCUCGAAGCGCCCAUCAAGAUUUGCGGUGAUAUUCACGGUCAAUACUACGAUCUUCUACGUCUGUUCGAAUACGGUGGCUUCCCUCCCGAGGCAAACUAUCUCUUCCUUGGAGACUAUGUCGACCGUGGCAAGCAGUCCCUCGAGACCAUCUGCUUGUUGCUUGCUUACAAGAUCAAAUAUCCCGAAAACUUCUUCAUUCUCCGCGGGAACCACGAAUGCGCCUCGAUCAACCGAAUCUAUGGCUUUUACGAUGAGUGCAAGCGCCGAUACAACAUUAAGCUGUGGAAGACUUUUACGGAUUGCUUUAAUUGCUUGCCUAUUGCCGCCAUCAUUGACGAGAAGAUUUUCACUAUGCACGGAGGUUUGAGUCCAGAUCUCAAUUCAAUGGAGCAGAUUCGUCGUGUGAUGCGUCCUACUGAUAUUCCCGAUUGCGGAUUGCUCUGUGAUCUUCUUUGGUCGGAUCCUGACAAAGACAUCACUGGCUGGAGCGAAAACGACCGAGGCGUUUCGUUCACGUUUGGACCAGAUGUUGUGUCUCGAUUCUUGCAAAAACACGAUAUGGAUUUGAUCUGCCGGGCCCACCAAGUCGUCGAGGACGGUUACGAAUUUUUCUCGAAACGUCAGUUAGUGACUUUGUUCAGCGCUCCCAAUUACUGCGGAGAAUUCGACAAUGCCGGGGCGAUGAUGAGUGUGGAUGAAAGCUUGCUAUGUUCAUUCCAGAUUCUGAAACCAGCCGAAAAGAAACAAAACAGGUUCGGACGGAAAUAAGAACAGCAGAUUGACAACUUCGGUUCAACACGCCAAUUCCUUGAUUCCUUAUCCUAGCGAUUCGCCUUGACCGACCGACUCAACAAUCGACUUUACGAUCGUGUAUUCUCGAUUCGACCGAACGACCAGACUAUUCAUUAAUUACAUCUUGUUUUACUAUACUCGCUAUCCAUCGAUCUGGUCCCGUAAUCGCCUCCCUCCUUUUUUCUUGAGUCGGAUCGCAUCAGGUCUAUACUAAUGGUAAAUGUUUUGACCACGAAAACACGAAUUCCUACCACGCAUGAACAUUUGAUAUAGUCGAAUAGUUGUUAUUUGGACUGAGAAGAGAGAACAAGAGAAGGGGUUUGGUGGGUGAAGAAAAGGAAGAAGAAAAGAUGAAAGGAAAAGGAAAUCUGUUGAAUUCGCAAGUUACUCGGCGAUGAGUGUAUGUGUGUGUGUGGUUCUUUUUAUGCUCUCAAGUGUGUGUUUUUCUGUGUGAUGUCAUGCGAUCGAUGCAAGUGCAUAAGAUAUGGACAUGAUGGAUAUAGGAUAGGAUAGGAAAUGGGGAUCAGCUCUUGGUUUUUUCUUUUCGACUGAUUUAGCAUUUUCUUUUCCUUUUUCUUUUUCUUUUUUGCGCGUGUUGGUUUAUUUAUUUAUUUUUUUUCUUUUCGAUUUCAUCUCUUAGGUUAGGUUAGGCUGAUUUCUAUGGCAUGCAAUACCAUGUCAUGAUGCUUCAAAUUCAAUCCGAUUUAGCUACCAGGUACCGGCUCGUACGUUGUAACCUGACACUGAAGAGACUGGUAUGUACUUCUACAUACCAUCCACCAGAAAUCUUCUCUUGAGUCUUGAAUAAUUUUGAUUUGUAUUUGAUUGUAUGAUUCGCUUCCCAAAACGACACUAACAUUGUAAACAGCGAUAGAAAAGAACAAGGGAACAGUACGUAUCAAGACAGGAGGACGAAGCAGAAGACACGAUUGGGAUAGGUUUGGGGGGUUUAUCUAGAUUAGGUAGCUGUAGGGUUUGCUUUGACGGAUAGCUUAGUGCUAGAUCACGACAAAAUGGUUAGAUGUGAUAGUCGAGAAGGGGAUUACACAUAUUGCGAAAGCCAUCUGAUAGCUUCUCCGUAUCC
Messenger RNA from Talaromyces stipitatus ATCC 10500, 2916 nucleotides. Its product is annotated as serine/threonine protein phosphatase PP1, putative. Gene Ontology annotation, cellular component: nucleus; cytoplasm. Gene Ontology annotation, molecular function: protein serine/threonine phosphatase activity. NCBI's taxonomy places the organism in Eukaryota, Fungi, Ascomycota, Eurotiomycetes, Eurotiales, Trichocomaceae. The transcript is spliced from 6 exons. Bases 882 to 1808 code for a protein of 308 amino acids. The record is from RefSeq and is a predicted model, not a curated record.